AAUAACUUAGUUUACGGGAGAACUGCUGAAGAGUGCAUGUAUAAAAUUACGGAGUUUUUAUAGUUUUUUUUUAGAAUAUACGUGUUUAUAGAAGAUUGAAAAAUGAUUGGCAGUGACUAUACUUUGGAACUGUGCAAUGUGUUUCAUUCUGGACAAGUGGAGCCUGGAAACUUCUUCCAGAGACUGACUGGCGGCGUGAAGACUGGCAUCAUUCUGAAGGACGUCUCCAUGCUCACACACAGCGGAGAAGUUACUGCUAUACUCGGCUCUAAGGGUAGCGGCAAACGCGCUCUCCUCGAUGUGAUCGCGCGCCGCGUGCCUUGCAAGGGACACAUACUUCUAGAAGGAGUGCCUUUGGAAGAGGAUCAGUUCAGGAACACGUGUGCUCUCGUCAGACACUCCACAAAACUCCUGCCGGGUCUGAGCGUGCAACAGACAUUAUCACUGUCACUUACAAAGAUCUCGGGUUAUUUAAAAUCGUCUAAAGUGAAACAAGUUAUGGCAGAUUUGGCAUUAUCUCAGGUGGCACACAAAUGCGUUACCAAUCUAACGAAAAGCGAAUAUCGAAGAUUAGUAAUUGGAGUACAAUUGAUACGUGAUCCAAUAAUACUGUUGUUAGACGAACCGACGUGGGAUUUAGACCCUUUAAACACCUACUUGGUUAUCUCCAUAUUAUCGAAUGCGGCUAAAAAAUAUGGAACUACAAUUAUACUUACUAUGGAAAAGCCCAGAUCUGACGUGUUCCCAUUCCUGGACCGCGUGGUAUACCUCUGUUUAGGCGAUGUUGUGUACGCCGGACCUACCAGGAACCUGCUGGACUAUUUUGGUAGCAUCGGCUUUCCCUGUCCUCAGCUGGAGAACCCACUAAUGUAUUAUUUAUGCCUAUCAACGGUGGACAGGAGAUCUCGUGAGCGAUUUAUCGAAUCCAACCACCAGAUAGCAGCACUGGUGGAGAAGUUCAGACUGGAGGGGCAGGGCAUCAUGCAGUCGGCCGCCACCGAGCACAGUCGCAUCGUCAACCCCAACAAGAUGCAGAUGAACUACGGCAAGCCCAGCGGACUUAGGGUCAUAUGGAUGUUGUAUUUGAGAAUCCUUGCUUCUAUUUUCAAUUUCAAGAAAAAUGGUUUUAAGCAGAUGACAAUGCGGCUUAUCUCGCUGCCUAUUUAUUUCUUUAUAUUACGGAUAUUCUACAAUGAAGCUCAGGAUUUCCAAAGAGCAUUCAUAACAAAGAGUGGAUUAAUUUUCAAUGCGAUGGUGGGCACGUACUUCAUUAGUAUCAUGAACACAAUCUGUCUUUAUGGUCCAUACCGAACUCGAUAUUAUCAGGAAUCACAAGAAGGUUUAUACAGUGGUGCUAGUCUUCUCUUAUCAUGGAAUCUGGUUUCUCUGCCGUUCUCAUUGAUUACAACAUUCGCCUCAUCCGCUAUAAUUUAUCCGAUCUUAGGUGACAUAUCAGAGAGCGUGGAUUACCUGUACUUCUCGAUGGCGCUGUGGUCAUGCUACAUCUACGCGGAACAGCAAGCUAUCGGCGUCAUGAUGUUUGUUAAGAACGGACUCAUCGCCGCCAUAUUUAAUAUUUACAUUACUUGCAUCUAUAUCAUGCUCGCAAGUGGAGUUCUCAGGUCGUACAAAGGUUUCGAGGAAUGGCUGUACUACUUGACUUAUGUGACCCACACUCGUUAUGCAUCUCUUUUCAUGCAUAGAAGUAUAUUCAAACAGCCGACCUUCAAUAUAUUACCUUAUAGUAUCAACGAGAAUUGCACCGCGAUCACAAACUUGAUCCAGACAUCGUCAAAUCUAAACACCAAUUCAAACUCUAACUGUAGAUAUGCUAACGGCAAAGCGUUUUUAACAGAACGUUUUACAUCCAAACAAUUCACUGGUGAUAUUUACCUAACUGGGGAAUUCAAUCCGGAAUUUAAUAUAGGGAUAUCGUUUGCAUUCUCAGUUGGUAUAAUGAUUUUCAACAAAUUUUUAUAUUUAAUACCAUUACCUGGUUAUAUCACUGAUAAGUUUAGGGAAUAAAAUUUAUUAUGACUGAGAUUUUAAUAAAAAAAAAAAAUUUAAUGACGAUAUCGUUUUUUGUAUAAUUGUUAUACUAGUUAACACAUUAAACCCGUAUGUUAAACUAUAUAAAAAAAGUCCAAUGACACUAAAAAUUUAAAUCGAAAAUGAUCCAGCCAAUUAUGUGUAGUUUUUAAUGUUUUAUUUAUAAGUU
Papilio polytes (common Mormon) is the source of this 2218-nucleotide messenger RNA. RefSeq names its product ATP-binding cassette sub-family G member 5. Bases 103 to 2025 code for a protein of 640 amino acids. NCBI's taxonomy places the organism in Eukaryota, Metazoa, Arthropoda, Insecta, Lepidoptera, Papilionidae. Gene Ontology annotation, molecular function: ATP binding; ATP hydrolysis activity. The record is from RefSeq and is a predicted model, not a curated record. The transcript has 13 exons. Gene Ontology annotation, cellular component: plasma membrane.